Setaria italica (foxtail millet) is the source of this 868-nucleotide messenger RNA. RefSeq names its product rho GDP-dissociation inhibitor 1. NCBI's taxonomy places the organism in Eukaryota, Viridiplantae, Streptophyta, Magnoliopsida, Poales, Poaceae. The record is from RefSeq and is a predicted model, not a curated record. Gene Ontology annotation, cellular component: cytoplasm; membrane; cytosol. The transcript has 5 exons. Gene Ontology annotation, biological process: Rho protein signal transduction. Gene Ontology annotation, molecular function: Rho GDP-dissociation inhibitor activity; protein binding. Bases 1 to 633 code for a protein of 210 amino acids.
AUGGACAACAAGGAGAAAGAGAAACAGGAGGAGAAGCAUGAAGGAACUGACGUUGAGGAAGAAGAGGAUGAAGAUGGUAACAAGCGCAUUGUGGUGUUGGGCCCCCAGGUUCCCCUAAAGGAACAGCUCGAGCUCGAUAAGGAUGACGAGAGUCUGAGGAGGUGGAAGGAGCAACUCCUUGGGCAAGUAGACACAGAACAGCUUGGAGAAACUGCAGAGCCGGAGGUGAAGGUGCUGAACCUGACCAUCUUAUCACCGGGCCGGCCGGAUCUGGUCCUGCCAAUCCCAUUUCAGGCUGAUGAGAAGGGCUAUGCGUUUGCCCUCAAGGAUGGCAGCCCCUACAGCUUCCGCUUCUCCUUCAACGUCUCCAACAAUAUUGUGUCGGGCCUCAAGUAUACAAACACUGUCUGGAAGACUGGAGUAAGAGUGGAGAACCAGAAGAUGAUGUUGGGGACUUUCAGUCCCCAGCUAGAGCCAUACAUCUACGAGGGUGAAGAAGAGACCACCCCUGCUGGUAUUUUUGCAAGAGGUUCCUAUUCUGCCAAACUAAAGUUUGUUGAUGAUGAUGGCAAGUGCUACUUGGAGAUGAGUUACUACUUUGAGAUUAGGAAGGAAUGGCCAGGAACCCAAUAAUGUGGAUGGAAGGUCGGCUUGAAAUGUGUUAGAGCUCAUAGCUAAGCCAAGCAGAAGAUGUGUUAUUGCUUCUAGAAUGAUUCGUUCACUAUGUCUUCGUCAUGAAGUGCCUUUUGAGUUGUUUGGAGUUCAUCAUUUAACGCUGUUUGUCACAUAAUAUUAUUAGUGCACAUUUUAUAAUGAAUCAUGUAUGGAGAUACUCAGAUAUAUUUAUAUACUGAUUGAUGAACUGUUU